Molecule: messenger RNA, 1953 nt
Organism: Anthostomella pinea
Lineage: Eukaryota; Fungi; Ascomycota; Sordariomycetes; Xylariales; Xylariaceae
Source: the annotation of a GenBank genome assembly
AUGAACGUCACCUCCAUUCCUCUUGCUCUGGCUCUUUCCAUGAGACCGGUGAAGGGACUACACUGGAACUUACAAACCUAUCAUGUGUCGCUCAUGAUUGCGACUCUCAUCGCUGUUUGUCUCACCACGAGAAGGCUUUGGACAGGCCCGGCAGCAGACGAACCGACCAAGCGGAUCCCUCCCGGUCCUCAAGGUCUUCCCAUCAUCGGUUCUUUUGCCUUCUUGACGCACUUCCCCGAGCGCACCCUCGAUAGAUGGGCCAAAAAAUACGGGGACCUCUACUCUGUCUGGCUCGGCAACCAGCUGUUCCUCAUCAUCUCGAGUCCAAGCGUCGCCAGGGACAUCAUGGUCACGAACGGUGCUGUCACAUCGUCCCGCAAAGAGAUGUUCAUCAAGAGUCAGACUGUGUUCGCUGGCCGUGGCAUCACUGCAACACCGUAUGACGAUCGAUGGAGGAAGCAUCGCCGCAUCGCUGCUCAGUGGCUGAGCCAGAAGGCGGUUGACAGCUAUACCAGCGUGCUCGAUUUCGAGGCAACAGACGUGGUCAGGAGUCUACUCGACGCCAGCAACGGCGGGCGGCGUCUCGUCAACCCGCAGCCACAUGCCGGUCGUUGCUCAUUGAACAACAUGCUGUCGAUUAUGUUCGCCAGACGGACUGAUUGCAUCGGACAUCCCCUUGUGGCCGAGGCUCUCCGGUUGAGCUGCGAGUUCAUCUCUUCUCGAGAAGCACUUAACGCAGUCAUGAUCAAGGAUAUCGAACGCCGCAUGCAGCGAGGCGAGAACGUAGCAGACUGCUUAUCACGGACUAUGCUCUCGGUCCGAGGAGAAGAGGGGCUCGAUGAUCUGGAUAUGACGAUGGGUGCUUCGGCAUUCAUGAUUGGCGGUGUCGAGACCACCGCCUCGAUGAUCCAAUGGUUCUCCGCCCUUAUCCCUUCGCACCCGGACGUGCAGAAGCGAGCACAAGAAGAGCUGGACCGAGUGAUCGGGCGGGACCGCCUUCCCACAGUCGAAGACGAAAUCCACUUACCAUACUGCCACGCCAUUGUCAAGGAGAUUGAGCGAUGCCACAAUCCAUUCUGGCUCGGCACACCGCAUGUGGCCUCCGAAGGUUUCACGUAUAGGGGAUACGACAUCCCCAAGGACACCGUCCUGGUGCUGAAUACAUGGACGAUGCAUCACAAUCAAGAGCGCUAUUCGGACCCCAUGAACUUCAACCCCGAUCGCUACCUCAAGGACCAGCUCAGCUCAGCGCAAAGCUCCAACCUCGCCGACCCCAACCAGCGAGACCACUGGAUGUUCGGGGCCGGACGACGCAUCUGCCCCGGGAUGAUCGUCGCCGAGCGCGAGAUCUGGCUGGCGAUCUCGCGCAUGCUGUGGGCUUUCGAUUUGGAGGCUGCUGAGGGCCACCCCAUCGAUCUCAUGAUGUUCGGAACCAUCCACACCAACCAUGCGGAGCACACCAUGGUCCCAGUUCUCAAGUUGAUCGACAUCGACCAGGCGAGGCCUGUGGAGGCAGGCGCACACAACGUAGAAGAUGCCAAGAAGUACGACGACGAGCUGAAGUUGGACCAAUACAACUUCUUCCCAGGGGGAGACACCACGCCAAGGAACGGAGGAAUGGACCUCAAUAUUCUCAGCAUAGGUGUAGUCAUGGCUCGGUUGAUUGUUCGCAAGCAUUUCAUGAGCAUCCCAAAAGUCAGAGAAAAUAUUCAAAAGGCUGAUCAAAUCCCCGCCGACACUGACGCCGACCUCUUGACCCUGAUGAAGAGGUGUCUGGCCGUCGACCCCGUCAACCGACCGCGACUGCAGAAUCUCCUGUUUCUGCUGCUGAAUAAUGUUGCGGCGAAGAACGCUGGUACCUACAAGGGCAAGCCGAACGAGACGCGGGAAUCGGGCAUAGGCAUCCAGAUGUUUGUCCAGCAGAACAUACUCGACGCGAACAUCAUCGUUUAA